CUGCAUUUGUUGUUGUACCAUUUCCGCGUCUUUGGUGAUUCAGUCGACAUUGUUCUUCUCUUGAUGCAGGCGCCUUCCCUGCCUCAAUCCGAUCUGCCGGCAGUUCAGGACGCAGAGGAUGGAGACUCGCGUCGAGUGGUCCGGGACACCGGCGUAACUUCGUGCUUUUCAUCCUAACGAUGAUAUUUUUUGGGCCGUGGACUGGAAUUGUAACGGAGUUUGUUGCUAGCUCUUGGUGGUUUUGAUAUAGCGGUGAAUUGUAGAUGUCCGAAAAUUUUCUGUUAGAUUGUUUUUGGCGGUGGUGGUAAGAGUUUCUGGCUCCCCGAAAAUUCGAUUUCCCCCCUUAUUCUCGGAUUUGUCGCGGUGUUUUCGAGAUAAUGGGGUUCCUUAGCAUCAUGGGUAACUCCUUCGGGUGCUCCGCAUCCGGGGAGAGGCUAGUCUCGGCGGCGAGGGAUGGGGAUCUUCAGGAGGCCAAGGCGCUUUUGGAGUACAAUCCCCGGCUCGCCCGGUACUCGACGUUUGGUGUUCGGAAUUCGCCUCUCCAUUAUUCUGCAGCUCAAGGCCACCACGAGAUUGUAUCUCUUUUGAUUGAAUCUGGAGUCGACAUUAACCUGAGGAACAUACGAGGACAGACUGCUUUGAUGCAAGCUUGUCAAUAUGGUCACUGGGAGGUUGUUCAAACUCUAAUGCUUUUCAAACCUAAUAUUCACAGAACAGAUUAUGUCAAUGGGGGAACAGCUCUCCACUUUGCUGCUCUAAAUGGUCAUGCUCGUUGCAUCCGGCUUAUCCUUGCUGACUAUGUUCCAAGUAUACCUGAGUUUUGGGAUAGCAUGAUGGGAAAAUCUACCCAUGAAUCUACUAUUUCUGACUUUGACAAGAGUGCCUUGUCUAAAUUAGUUAACCAAAAAGCAGAUGGGGGCAUUACAGCCCUUCACAUGGCAGCACUAAAUGGCCAUGCAGAGACUGUUAGCUUGCUUUUAGACUUGGGUGCUUCAGUCUCCGAGGUCACAACGGAAGAUGGCUCAACAAUUGAUCUGAUAGGUGCUGGAAGUACACCCCUUCAUUAUGCUGCUUGUGGUGGAAAUGCUGUGUGUUGUGAAGUUCUUAUUGCUAGAGGGGCCAGCUUGAGCACUGAGAAUGUGAAUGGUUGCACUCCUUUAACGGUAGCCCAUUCAUGGCGUAGAAAUUGGCUGGAAGGCAUUCUGAAUAAGCAACUACAUGUUAACAUAAAGAUUCUUCCUUCUCCAUAUUUAUCUCUUCCCCUCAUGAGCAUCAUAAAAAUUGCUCGAGAAUUUGGUUGGAGAAGCACAAUCCAUUCACCUGCAUGUAUUGAUCCAUGUGUAGUUUGUUUAGAAAGAAGAUGCACAGUCGCUGCUGAAGUUUGUAAUCACGAGUUCUGCACCAGAUGUGCGCUUUACUUGUGUUCCACCAACAGCACGACAACUAUUAUUUCAGGUCCACCAGGAUCGAUACCCUGCCCACUGUGCCGGCAUGCCAUCGUCUCGUUCACCAAGAUUCCUGGGAUGAGUCCAGUCAGGGAGCUGCCCCGAACAAGCCUUUCGUUAUCUAUAUGCACCACUUGCCCAACUGUUGAGGGAUCUGAGUCUAAUGAACCCACUCAAUUCUGCAAACCUGACAUCCAUUGCACAGGGGUGCCACCUUUAGGCUCUUCCUCUUUCAGAUCCUUGAGCUGCCAACGGUUCCCCUCCAUGAAACUCCACUCCACGCUCUGCAUGGGAGUUCCUGAGACGAGCCCAUGCUUGACAAGGUGCUCGAGACCAGGGUCUAGUUUGACGCGAUCGGUUUCGGAUGGGGAUCGCAGUAGAAGAUCCUGCCUUUUUGCCUUCAGCCAUAUUGUUGCUACAGCUGAGAACAAUUGAAUGUGUGAAUAAUCGGUGCCUUGCCAUACCUAUUCUUUCCUCUCAAGCUGUGGUACUGCUGUACAUAGAGAAGUUUCUGCUUCUGUAUAUGCAUGUUGGUUUAUGCCUAGUGUUAUUUUAAGUUCUUUGUGUGCGUGCCUUCUUUGUUUUUUGUUUUGUUUUGUUUUGUUUUGUUUUUGUGAAUGUUGUGUAUUGAUAUCUGAAACCAGCAUGGUGACAUGUAACAACGCUGUUCAUAUUGCCUCUACUGAAAUUACUUUCAACUCUCCAUGAA
Zingiber officinale is the source of this 2154-nucleotide messenger RNA. RefSeq names its product probable E3 ubiquitin-protein ligase XBOS32. The record is from RefSeq and is a predicted model, not a curated record. Gene Ontology annotation, molecular function: protein binding. NCBI's taxonomy places the organism in Eukaryota, Viridiplantae, Streptophyta, Magnoliopsida, Zingiberales, Zingiberaceae. Bases 378 to 1880 code for a protein of 500 amino acids. The transcript has 10 exons.